GUUCCAGUCAAACCUUCCCCUCCCUGCCAUCCUUCAGACGGAGUUCUCUGCUGCUGCCUGCAGGAUGACGCCUCUCUGCCCCCGUCUGCUGAUUCUGCUCUGCCUGGUUCUACCUCUGCACGGCCAGGAGAAGGGGAGAAGCAGAGGGUACCGAAAAGAUCCGGACGCUGACAAGUUUGGCAGCUGUCUGCAGGGUCCAGCAGGAACCCCUGGCAGAGAUGGUAACCCUGGAGCCAACGGCAUUCCAGGGACCCCGGGCAUCCCCGGUCGAGACGGGCUCAAGGGGGAAAAAGGCGAAUGUGUGAGUGAAGUGUUUGAAGAGCCCUGGAGACCCAACUACAAACAAUGUGCCUGGAACUCCCUGAAUUAUGGGAUCGAUUUGGGUAAAAUAGCUGACUGCACGUUCACUAAGCUGCGUUCAGAGAGUGCCCUCAGAGUGCUGUUCACCGGCUCCUUGAGACUCAAGUGUAAGGAGGCGUGCUGUCAGAGGUGGUAUUUCACCUUCGAUGGAGCGGAGUGCACAGGACCUCUGCCAGUGGAGUCCAUCAUCUACUUGAACCAGGGAAGCCCAGAGCUCAACUCCACCAUCAACAUCCACAGAACCUCCUCAGUUGAGGGACUGUGUGAGGGCAUCAAAGCGGGCCUGGUGGAUGUGGCGCUGUGGGUGGGGACCUGCGCCGACUAUCCCAGGGGCGACGCGUCUACAGGGUGGAAUUCUGUGUCCAGGAUUAUCAUCGAGGAACUGCCUAAAUAAAGGAGAUGAAAGGGAUGCUCCUGCCUUUGUAGUGUAGGAGUGUGUGAUCUGGCUGUCCAAAAGCAUCAGGUGUGCUCUGCCGGAGCGCCGCUGAUAACUGGAACCGUUCCGUUUUAAAACUGCACAAGCUGGCAAAAUACCAUCACUGAAAGGAACUGGGUACUGUACUUGUUUGGACUAUACUGCACCUUUCUGCUUUGAACCAUGUACUCAGUGAUGUGUUCCCAUGAAUUAUUACUGAUAAUAAAGUUCUCUUUUUUAA
Oryzias melastigma (Indian medaka) is the source of this 1016-nucleotide messenger RNA. Its product is annotated as collagen triple helix repeat-containing protein 1. Lineage: Eukaryota; Metazoa; Chordata; Actinopteri; Beloniformes; Adrianichthyidae. The transcript has 4 exons. The record is from RefSeq and is a predicted model, not a curated record. The coding region runs from base 65 to 754 and encodes 229 amino acids.